Leucoraja erinaceus (little skate) is the source of this 2749-nucleotide messenger RNA. RefSeq names its product carbohydrate sulfotransferase 3-like. The coding region runs from base 818 to 2143 and encodes 441 amino acids. Gene Ontology annotation, molecular function: N-acetylglucosamine 6-O-sulfotransferase activity; chondroitin 6-sulfotransferase activity. The transcript has 3 exons. Gene Ontology annotation, biological process: carbohydrate metabolic process; N-acetylglucosamine metabolic process. The record is from RefSeq and is a predicted model, not a curated record. Lineage: Eukaryota; Metazoa; Chordata; Chondrichthyes; Rajiformes; Rajidae. Gene Ontology annotation, cellular component: Golgi membrane.
UGCAUUUAAUACACACCAGCUAUCGGAAUUGGGGGUUGCAGCCUGCGAUUUAUGGCACUGUACUUCACUGUCCGGUCGCUCGCUUUAAGCCUCCACUUGCAAAUUGCACCGCACUUUAUCUGCGAAAAAAAAAACUUUUUUUAAGCCAAACAAAAAAGUUGUUGGGGGAUCCGUCUUUGCUUUCUGCGGUCCCUUUCUUUAUUGAACAAGAUAAAUAUUUUCACAAUCUGGCGGGCAGAUUGCAGAGGGAGAUUGAACGUGGCUGGGCUUUCAUUUGAGAAGCCAGUCGGUGCUGCGCUGAUCCAGAGAAGAGGAGAAAAAAAAGUUAGAGCAGUGGGCACGAUAAAAACUUUUGGAAGUUUUCAAAGGGAUGUCUUUUAUUUGGGUGGGGGAUGGGUGGAGUGCGCUGGCUAUUAAUCAGAUUGGGACCACUCCAGAUAGCUUGCUGCAUUUUCAGGAAUGAUUCAGACUCAGUGCCUCUGUCUCUAUGGUCCGGGGGGUGGUGGUCGACGUUAAAUAAUGUCGGGUUUUUUUUUGUGUGUGAAGAUAUCACUUUCUUUCUGACUUCGGUUGGAUUUCUGGGACGGGGCCGGAUUCGUUUGAUCUGCAGUGAUUUGCACCAGAAGCAGCACAAUUUGGUGUGACUGGGGAGAGGAGAGAGACUCUGUGACCGAUACCUUCACCAGUAGACUGGCCCUACGCUGGCACGGAGGUGGGCUGUACCGAAUCCCUGGCGGACCAGUGAGCGGCACACUUCUGUGCCUAGGGACCUCCUGCGCACCAUUGUAUCAGGAUCCCAGCCUCAAAGACAGUAGCAAUGAGAAUGAGGAGCAAAUAUGCCAUUAUUCUAUUUUUCCUUGUUGCCCUUGUGAUCAUUGAGAAAGAGAACAACAUUAUUUCAAGGGUGUCGGACAAGUUUGUGCUGAAAUUCCCGCAAGUGGAAUUUAUGGGUCCGAACAAUACCAUCUCUGCCAGGGCCUUGACUGAGAAUAACACCCUGGUGGCCAGCUCCAACAGCGCUCUGGGGCAGCUGCACAAAGCGCAGAGAAACUGUUCCACGCUGCGGACCACACUGGGCGGGGAAGAGCGGAAGGAGGUGACGGGCAGGAGGCACCUGCUGUUGAUGGCCACCACCAGGACGGGGUCCUCCUUCGUGGGCGAGUUCUUCAACCAGAACAGCGACAUCUUCUACCUGUUCGAGCCACUGUGGCACGUGGAGAAGACAGUGACCUUUGAGCCGGGUGGGAUGAACGCAGUGGCCUCCUCCAUCAUCUACCGCGACACGGUGCAGCAGUUGAUGUUGUGCAACCUCUAUGCGCUGGAGAGCUUCCUCUACCCCACGCCCGAACGCCACGUCACCGGCUUCCUCUUCCGCCGGGGCUCCAGCAAGUCGCUGUGCGAGGGCGCGGUCUGCACUCCGACCAAGAGGGGGGGCACUCAGAGGUUCCCGUGCCGUGUGCGGCAGUGCGGCCUUCUCAACAUGACCCUGGCCACUCAGGCCUGCCUGCAGAAGCAGCACGUGGCCAUGAAGACAGUGCGCCUCAGGCAGCUGGAGUACCUCCGUCCUCUGGUGGAGGACCUCAGGAUCGACCUCAGGAUCAUCCAGCUAGUCCGUGACCCGCGGGCGGUGCUGGCCUCGCGCAUGGUGGCCUUCCCCGGCAAGUACGACGCGUGGAAGAAGUGGGCGAACGAGGGGCACGUGCCGGAUGACGAGGAGGUGGGCAAGCUGCGGGGCAAUUGCGAGAACCUGCGGGCCUCCGCCCAGCUGGGCAUCGGGCAGCCCCCCUGGCUCAGGGGCCGCUUCAUGCUGAUGCGCUACGAGGAUAUCGCACUGGAGCCCCUCAAGCGGGCCGAGGAGAUGUACCGCUUCGCCGGCAUCCCCAUCACGGACGAGGUGAAGACAUGGAUCUACGAGAACACCCGGGCCUCCAAGGCCAGCGACAACGUCUACUCCACCCGCAAGAACUCUUCGGAGCAGUUUGAGAAGUGGCGGCUCGGCCUACCCUUCAAGAUAGCCCGGGUAGUCCAGCAGGUCUGUGAGCCCACCAUGAGGCUCUUUGGCUACAAGCUAGCCAAAGAUGCAGCGACCCUUGCCAACAGAUCUGCCAGCCUGCUGGAGGACAGGAACUUCCGAGCAACCUAACCUCAAGGGCAAUUACUGCAAUCAUUUUCCAGCAGUGGAAGGCGAACGUCUACAAUUUAUCGCCAGAAUUUGAAGCUCCUUGAACCUUCUUCCAAAGUGCCGGGCAGCUCUUUGAUGGAUGUGCAAUGGCCUAAUGAGACAUCAAAGGACAACACAGUUGCUUGAAGUCCACAUGAUAAUGGAAUCACACUAAGCACACACACACACACGCACAUACACGCACAAACGCACACAUACACACGCACACACAUGCACACACACACACACACACACACACACACACACACACACACACACACACACACACACACACACACACACACACACACACACACAAACGCACACAUACACACGCACACUCAAACACGAACACUGACAAACACUACAAAUAUAAAAACACACUAACAUAAAUUCUCACAAGCAAACACAUAUAUACACUUCACAUGAACACACAUGGAUGCACAUACUUGCGCACAAACAUGAACACACACAAUGAACAUACACACAGAUGUAUACACUCACCCACACUCAUGCGCACACACACACACACACGCACGCACGCACGCACGCACGCACACACACACACACACACACACACACACACAC